AUGGGGACUCACAAGUGUUUCGCAACAGACGACCAAGCUUGGAUAUUAUUCCGUGCUAUGAACGAUACCUGGACCUUGUCUGCGUACAGGAAGGCCUGCAGAAAGAUUGACUCGAACACGCACAAGGGCGACUGGAGCCAGUUCCAGGAAUAUGUUGACGGUCAACUCUUCCCUAUCAUGGAGAAGAUGACGCGCUUUAACGAAACCGAGUACAACAAAGCUCGCAGCAACGCUCCUGCAUUCGUUCAGCAUUUUUCCUGGAAUAAAUUUUGUAUCUGGUGCUAUGGGAGAUUCCUACCCAUUGUCGAACGUCUGGAUAUUGGUUUAGACACGCUUAAGGACGCCUGCUGGCGGCUUCGAGUUAGAGAGCCGACACAACACGCCCUCAACACGUGGAGAAUCCUUUCUAGACAGGCUCGGGAAGACUACGUUCCAAAACCCGCAAUUAAACGGACAGAGGCUGACGCAAUAACUACUCUGCAGAGUCUAGAGGGAAAGGGACUCAAGGAGUGGUUUAAAGUAUUUACCCUGUACGACUUAAUACUUAAGCCUAGGCUCCACAUACGUCCGGAUACCAAGUACAACUAUCGGCUGCGCAUUAACGAAUCAGAUUCUACCGAGUGGUUGGCUCCUGCUGCACAUACCGACACGGAUCCCAACCAUAGCAACCAGGACCCGGAGAUGAGAGUUUACCAGCGUUCGUGCUUUAUUCUUAAGGUGCGCGACGCGAAGGAUAGAAAGCCUGUCUUCCGAGGCUGGCAGAUUGGAUAUUUGGAAUACAGCGCGUCUGCCAAAGAGGAUGACUGGAAAGAAACCAAGGUUGUGGUGGUCCUGCGGUAUAAGCCCGACUAUACCACAGGAAAACUCUAUCUCAUCGAUGAGAAAAAGAUCCCUAAGCCUCCGCCGAAAGCACACCAGCAUGGCCGCGCUGACAUGGACCUCGAAAGUUCCCAGGCCGUUCUACCAGCAGUAAAAAUUCUCUUAGCUCUUAUUGCGGGAAAGUUGCGCCAACUUUACGGUGGCUUCAAAACAACGAUGCGUAAGGCGGGGAUGAAGGCUAAGGGCGCGGAACUCGCUGAUGUCAUGGACGAUCUUCGACUCAAGGACCGCCUUUGGGCUAGAGCUCAACAAGACUCAGACAUGGGAGCUGGGACCGAUGAGGGACUCCACCACAACCGUGUAUGCCUUGUGUCGUAUCGAGGAGAGGCGAAAGACGGCCGUAUCACACGUAGGUGGUUAGACACGGGCUCGGAUGACGAGGAUGACGAGGAGGAUGACUCGGACUCGGACUUGGAGGAUGACGAGAAGGAUUAA
Molecule: messenger RNA, 1314 nt
Organism: Trematosphaeria pertusa
Lineage: Eukaryota; Fungi; Ascomycota; Dothideomycetes; Pleosporales; Trematosphaeriaceae
Exons: 1
Coding region: 1-1314 (437 amino acids)
Source: RefSeq, a predicted model, not a curated record